Molecule: messenger RNA, 646 nt
Organism: Drosophila sechellia
Lineage: Eukaryota; Metazoa; Arthropoda; Insecta; Diptera; Drosophilidae
Gene: CheB38b
Product: Chemosensory protein B 38b
Exons: 3
Coding region: 1-594 (197 amino acids)
Source: RefSeq, a predicted model, not a curated record
AUGUUUCGAGCCCUGGUGAUUCUUGUUGUGGCCCUGGCCAACACUUGGGCAACGGACUACAACGCUCUGAUUGACGAUGAGAGCAUCUUCGUGAAGUGUUCAGAAGCCCCAGCCGGUUCCCUUGGUCCCCGCGAUGGAUUUAACCUCGACAAUAUGGUGAUGAAUAUGGACGAAGAAGGCAUCUACGUAUCGGGGAAUAUGACCGUCAAACUUAACUUUCUGCUCUCCGAUCGCAUUUCCGCUAGGUUCAGCGUGAUGCACUAUGAACGUGGUAGUUGGCAACCCACAAUGUUCAACCUUCACUCCCCCAACUUUUGCGAGGUGAUGUUUGACGAAGAUCAAUACUGGUUCAAGUAUUGGUUUAAAUAUAUUCGAAACCGAGAGGAGAUCCGUGAAAAAUGCUUGAAAGUGAAAGAUACCGUGCUGGUGUAUGAAGAGUUCUUGAUGGUCCUGCACCUAGAAAAUGUCAAUACCUCAAACUUGCAGGGGCGCUACAAGGCUGUGAUUACUCUGGAGGCUUUCGAUGAACACGAUGUGCGACGACCAUCUUCCGUCUGUGUUGAAAUAAGAGGCGACCUUGAAAGGGUUGCCUAGUUACACAAUUUUGUAUAACCUUAAACAUAUUUGUUAUCAUAUUACCAUUUAA